CCAGCAGCAGCAGAUGUUACCCUGCACGAGUCUCCUCAGCAGCAGCAGCAGCAGCAGCAGCAGCAGCAGCAGCAGCAGCAGCAGCAGAUGUUACCCUGCACGAGUCUCCUCAGCAGCAGCAGCAGCAGCAGCAGCAGCAGCAGCAGCAGCAGCAGCAGAUGUUACCCUGCACGAGUCUCCUCAUGGGCGUCGGCAGCGCCAUGUCGCGCUGUUCAGCAGCAGCAGCAGCAGCCAAUACAGUGGCAGCAGCAGCAGCAGCCGAAUCAGCAGCAGCAGCAGCAGCCGAAUCAGCAGCAGCAGCAGCAGCAGCAGCAGAAGCAGCAGCAGCAGCAGCAAAGUAUUUGCUUACAGCUAUUUGA
Eimeria necatrix is the source of this 359-nucleotide messenger RNA. RefSeq lists its product as hypothetical. The transcript is spliced from 2 exons. The record is from RefSeq and is a predicted model, not a curated record. NCBI's taxonomy places the organism in Eukaryota, Apicomplexa, Conoidasida, Eucoccidiorida, Eimeriidae. The annotation marks the transcript as partial.